Messenger RNA from Nicotiana attenuata, 684 nucleotides. RefSeq lists its product as uncharacterized. Lineage: Eukaryota; Viridiplantae; Streptophyta; Magnoliopsida; Solanales; Solanaceae. The record is from RefSeq and is a predicted model, not a curated record. The transcript is spliced from 2 exons. Bases 1 to 684 code for a protein of 227 amino acids. Gene Ontology annotation, molecular function: nucleic acid binding; RNA-DNA hybrid ribonuclease activity.
AUGGCCACUCACAUCUCCAUUCUUGAGGAAUUCAACUUCACUGAAAUGAUCGAGGUAGCAGCAGAAGGUCGAGCUGGUGGAAUGGUGAUCCUUUGGAACCACAAUAGGGUUGUAGUGAAUAACUUCACAAGAAGGAACCAAGAGAUCCAUGCAAUGAUAGAGUGGCAUAAACCUCCUAAAGGUUGGGAUAAAUUUAAUGUUGAUGGUGCUUUCACUGAAGUUGCUUGCCAAGGUGGUAUAGGUGGAGUAGCUAGAAGCAACACAGGAAGCUGGAUACUAGGUUUUCAUAUGAAAACUCAAACACUAUCAGCAACACAAGUGGAUCUCCAAGCCUUGAGAGAAUGCUUACAGCUUAUAAUGCAGCAUAAUCUACUGCCAGUGGAAAUUGAGACAGACGCAUCAGAAAUUAUUAAUAUGAUAGCUAAUGAUCACCCUACUUACACCAAAUUAAUCUAUGAAUGCAGGUGGCUGAUGAAACAAACAAGGAGGAAGGGCAAGGUGGUCCUCAGGCAUAGCUUCAGACAAGGAAACAGUGUUGCCCAUGCCUUGGCAAAAAUGGCACUAAAGCAGUCCAACCUAAAUAACAUCACCCUUUUGGCAAAUCUCCCGGAGCCGGCAAUACAUCAGUAUCAACAGGAUCUGGAGCACUUUUCUUCUAUGAAAUUUGUUCUAGUGUAUGCUUAA